AUGCAACCGGAUCCAGAAAUCUAUCGGCAGCAGUUUUGUCGGCGCUUAACCGAAAUGCACCAUGAACCGGAUCUGCACCCAGCCGAUUUUGUUAUUCGUUCUAGCGAAGGCACAGACUUCCCUGUCCAUCGUUGUAUUCUGGCAACCCAUUCGCCGGUCUUUGCCGCCAUGUUGGCGCACGAUUCCACGGAGAAGAAACAAGCACUGUGCGAACUGGAUGAUAUUGAUGGGGAAAGUGUGGACAUCCUGUGUGAUUACGUGUACGGUUGCGAAUUGGGAAAAGUCAACCGCGAUAAUGCGGAAAAGAUCUUGAUUACGGCGGAUAAGUACGAUGUUGCGGAUUUGCGUGCGUUCUGUGAACGGCUGCUAGCCAGCACUCUCACUGUCGAGAAGGCAGCCAGGUAUCUUGCUCUCGCCGAGCAGCGUGGAUUGGGCACACUGAUGGAGGAAGCGCUGUUCCUGCUUAAGACACACCGUACACGGAAAUACACAACAGGAAAUCAUGAAGUGCCGGCCAACGCCUGCCACUGCGGUCCAAAUACAUCUAAAGAAGACGGCAGAACUCUAACUCUUGCGCCGACGGGGGCUGGAUUUUUGGCGGUGGCCAUAGGCAGUGGUGCUCUAGCAAUUUUCUGUGCAAAGAUUAGCAGAAUUUUUUAA
Messenger RNA from Paramacrobiotus metropolitanus, 660 nucleotides. Its product is annotated as speckle-type POZ protein-like. The record is from RefSeq and is a predicted model, not a curated record. The coding region runs from base 1 to 660 and encodes 219 amino acids. Gene Ontology annotation, molecular function: protein binding. NCBI's taxonomy places the organism in Eukaryota, Metazoa, Tardigrada, Eutardigrada, Parachela, Macrobiotidae. The transcript has a single exon.